This is a messenger RNA of Petromyzon marinus (sea lamprey), 3243 nucleotides long. Its product is annotated as homeobox protein otx5-like. Gene Ontology annotation, cellular component: nucleus. Gene Ontology annotation, molecular function: DNA-binding transcription factor activity, RNA polymerase II-specific; RNA polymerase II cis-regulatory region sequence-specific DNA binding. The record is from RefSeq and is a predicted model, not a curated record. Gene Ontology annotation, biological process: multicellular organism development; regulation of transcription by RNA polymerase II. NCBI's taxonomy places the organism in Eukaryota, Metazoa, Chordata, Hyperoartia, Petromyzontiformes, Petromyzontidae.
UAAAGUAUGAAUAACCAUAUGUGUAUAAUAACUGUAUAAUAACCAUACGUGUAUAAUAACCAUACGUGUAUAAUCACCAUACGUGUAUAAUCACCAUACGUGUAUAAUCACCAUACCUGUAUAAUAACCAUACGUGUAUAAUAACCAUACGUGUAUAAUAACCAUACCUGUAUAAUCACCAUACCUGUCAACCUCUAUCAGUGCCCGACUUGUUACAGAUCUUAUGAUCACCCCGUGCCCUUAUCUCAACUUUCAUCCUACCGAUACACUCGGAGUAAAGACCUAGAGUGCCUGUUAGCUUGUGAUUAACAUCGCGUCGAUGUUGUCAUUCCAUUGCCCCUGAAAAUGAACGCACGAUAUUUUUAAAUGUGUACGGUAUAUGCGUAAACUGUAUUGUAUUUUCAGUUGUUUAGCGAUCGCAUUUACCUUCAGCUCAUCUUUACAGUUUUGUUUUAAAGUUAUUCCAACAUGUCCUGCAGUUCAGGUAGAUUCGUUGCAAUAAACGACUGUCAUCAGCAAAUCUCGAAUUAUGAAUGUAUACAGUACGCGUGUAUGUUUUGCAACAUAUUCCACUGUAGCGAGUUCAUAUAACCUGCUGUGACAUAUGGGUCAGAAAGGUGGACGACUAUUGAACAACAACAGUUGGAAAGUUUCGCAAAGAAGUAUUGCUAUAAAUACGGGCGCUUUGAAUGCCAUUGAGAGAUUGGGACAGAAAGAAGUCCACAGUGGAAAACAAACGCAGGUGAAAGGCGUCAUUCGGUGGUCGAGACGAAGGUGGGAAUGUCAGCCGAAGGCAGUCCGCGGAGACGGAGCGAUCGCAAAUCGACUCCUCGCGCGCAGGAGCGAGAUUCCACUCUGUGUGUGAUUCCGGUCGACGCUCACGCGAGAGGGACGGACGUGGUUUGUUUUUGGAUUUCGUCAAGCAGUGGACAGAGCCUGGCCGCUGUUGUCCGAUAACAGCGACGACGGCGAGGAGGAGGAUGAUGAUGAUGAGUAACACAACAAAACGACGCCGUAAGGGGGACGGUUGUGUAGCCGGAGUGCUGUCGGCACACCGGCGACACCGGCGUUUGUCUGGCAAAUAUAAUUUGCAUCCCCCCAGACCUAUCGGGAAAUAAUGCACCGACCAUUGGCCUCCGACUUUGGAUACAAAGGGUGCUAAUUGGCGCAUCGGGGAGUCUUGAUUUAAAGGCAUUUAAAGCGGCUGGCACCUUGUUAGGAGGCUGGGCAACUUCAACGGCAGGAUGCCGUGGUAGCAGGGUGACGCUGCAGGCUGACGUGACCGGGUCGGAGUGAGGGAGCCGCGUCGCGAGACCACAGAGAACCCCCCCUGCACCACCAGCCCCCCCCCCACCCCACACCGCAAGGCGCUCGGAGAAGAAGUGGGGGGCACCAUGGCGUACCUGGACCUCAAGCAGACCGCCUACCCGGGCCUCAGCCUCGCCACCAACGGCAUGGACCUGUUCCACCCCGCGCUCGGUUACCCAGCAGCCCCGCGCAAGCAGCGUCGCGAGCGCACGACGUUCACGCGCGCGCAGCUAGACAUCCUGGAAUCGCUCUUCUCCAAGACGCGCUACCCCGACAUCUUCAUGCGCGAGGAGGUGGCGCUCAAGAUCAACCUGCCCGAGUCGCGCGUGCAGGUGUGGUUCAAAAAUCGGCGCGCCAAGUGCCGGCAGCAGCACAACGCGGCUCAGAACAAGGCCCGCCCGGCCAAGAAGAAGAUCUCGCCGCGAGACAGCAACGCGGGCGACAGCAGCGCCGGCAGCGGGGGCCAGUUCACGCCGCCAGUGGGUAGCAACGCGGCCGGAGCUGCUGCUUCCGGUUCGUCGGGCAGCAGUGCGGCCGCGGCCGCCGCGGCCGCGGCCGCCGCGGUGUCCCUCUGGAGCCCGGCGGCCGUGUCUCCGGACAGCUUGGCCGACCCGCUAACCUCUGCGGCCGUGCUACAGCAGCAACAGCAGCAGCAGGUUCACCACCAGCAGCAGCAGCAGCAACAGCAGCAGCAGCGCUCUCCCUACCAGAUCACGUAUGCGCCCCAGCAGUCCGUGUACACGCAGAGCUACCCGGGCUCCAGCGCGUACUACUCGGCGAUGGAUUGCAGCGCGUACCUGUCCCCGGGCGCCGGCGGACUGAGCCCCAUGGCGAGCGCCGUGUCGGCCGGGAUGGGGCCCGUGUCCCCGCACACGGCGCUGUCGGCGCAGGCGUACGGCGCGACCGGGCUGGGCUUCGGCACGUCGGCCGACUACCUGCAGGACUACAAGGACCAGAGCUCGGCGUGGAAGCUCAACUUCACGCACGCCGACUGCCUGGACUACAAGGAUCAAAACGCGUGGAAGUUCCAGGCGCUCUAAGACGGGCACGGGGGGGGGGGUAGUAGUGACGCGCGUGUCCUAGGAGGUAGAGCUUUGUGCUGCGUUACGCCCGCGCGUGGUGUGUUUGUACGUACGUGCGGCAGCCUAGACACGCGACCCGCGAACGCACGUGGCGCGAGGAGCGAGCGAUGCGUGUCGUUUAUGUGAAGUUGGUUAAUGUCGUCCAGUGGUAUUGCGAGUUGCCGGCCUGUUGACCGUCCAAAGAGAGUGGUGGAGGUUCCGUGUUCUUGCAGCAGGGACUAUUGUCUCCAUCAGGAACAGACAGUGUUGAUUUUCCAGUGUUAAGUGGUGCGGCCCCACAAGGUGGAAUUCACUUUACUGACCUCCGUGUGAUGAUUGAUGGCGUGAACCUAAUGAUAUAAACAUGCUUUAUUAUCAUACGUUAACUUGUGAUUUCGCCAACUCAUCAUCUUUUUAAUUCGGGGCCAAAUCCCGAGUAUCGUGCAGAGCGGACAAAUAACUCUGCCCACCUCCCCCCCCCCGCCUUGGAUUUCAAUAACUACUGACUUAUUACAAACCUCCCCUCUAUAUCUAAGAUCCUUGAAAGCCUUUCGUUGCCUGGGCUCAUAACUAAUUACGUCCUAGUCUCCCAUCUUGUUUCUGUAAUCGGCGUGUCGGCCUGCUCACUCUACAGAAGCCACUGUAGUCUGGGUGAUUAACAACAGAACCCUGCCCAUCACCGGGGCUUUGCUGUCCCACUUGCCCGGCAUUUUGGCAGCCUUUGACACCACAAGGCGUGGUGUUUUGCAUGAACGCCUUGGCCGUGACUUUGGUGUUUCUGAACUGGCUCUUCAUAACCGAUUGUAGUUUUUUUUUCCAGUUAACACCUCGACGUGGUGGCAAAAUGUUAACUGCCUCGCCUUGUAUACAGAAG